AUGGCAGUGACGAAGAAGUUUGUCCCUCGGCAGAGGAAGCACAAAAACGUUGCUCGGGCGAAGAAUGAUGGGGAAGCCCCAGUGGACAGCAACCGGGCAGAGAUCCUGCUCGAAGAACAGCGAGAGCACAACGAGAAAAAGGCACAAUUGCGCGAAGAGCUCCGGGCCAGCCAGCCACAGAUGAGCGCCAAGAAGGCAAAGCGUCUGGACAAGUACAUCGAGCUCAAGCUGAAGAAGGACGAAAAUCUCAGGCUCUACGAGAAGCUGGCUGCAUCAAGCAUCGACACCAGCAUGUUUGAGAGCACCAAAAACCUGGGAGUGGGCAGAAAGCGUCGUAAAGCCGAGCAGAGGAAGAAGGAGAGCAUGGCCCGGCAUACCGGCAGCGACAGUGGUUCUCCGGACGAGGAAUCGUCGUCCGAGGCGGAAGAGGCACCGGCCCUGAAAGCACGUCCGAAUAAGCCUGCCCCAAAACCACAGGUGGCAACGGAAAACGAGCCGGAAGGGAGUUUGCCCGCAGUGACAACGGCAAAUGCUAUAGCGACGGCCGUCUCUCUGUUUCCACAGGCGGCCAAGUCUGUACCGGCGGUUGCUGGAUCCGGUCUGAAGCGUCCACUGGAGCUCGGCGAUGAUGGAAGACCAGUGCUGCAGAAACGGCAGAAACGUGGCGGCGUCAAGUCUAAAUACCAGGUGGAACAAGUUCACACGCAGGCAAAGCCAAUUGUGCCACGGGUGGAGGAAGACGAUAUGAAGGAAGACGAAGAGGAAGAGGAGUGGGACGGAUUCUCUGGCGGAGAUGAAAGCAAAGAGGAAGGGUUCGAAGGGAAGGAUGUGAUCGCACAGGAGACGGCAAAGGAAGAUGAUACCAGCGAAAGUGAGUCCGAGUCAGAAGAGAGCGACUCGUCCGAGGACAAAGGGCCGUCUAUAUUCAAGAUUUGGGCGACCGAGAAACGAAACGCGGCGCUGGGGUUCCAGCCGACGACCGAGAGCACGACAGCGGCCAUGCUCGAAAUACCACGGCCGGAGAAUUUUGAGCCGCGGCCGAUGGAACAGGAACCGCUGCCGGUCGAGCUGCAGCUAUCGGAGGCGACGGGCCGGAAGGUGUUCAACGUGGCGGUGACACGGACGGCCGAGGUGGAGGCAGCGCGGGAGAAGCUGCCGGUGGUGGCGGAGGAGCAUCAGAUCAUGGAAGCGAUCCACUUGCACAACGUGGUGGUGAUCACGGGCGGGACGGGAUCGGGCAAGACGACGCAGGUGCCACAAUUCCUGUUUGAGGCCGGCUACGGCUCACCGGACUCGCCGACGCCAGGAAUGAUCGGAGUGACGCAGCCGCGACGAGUAGCGGCAGUGAGCAUGUCGAAGCGGGUGGCUGAGGAGCUCGGGUCGCACGGGUCAGCGGUGGCGUACCAGAUCCGGUUCGAGGGCACGCACAACAAGAAGACGGCGAUCAAGUUCAUGACGGACGGCGUGCUGCUGCGCGAGAUGGCCAACGACGUUGUAUUGUCAGGCUACUCGGCGAUCAUCGUGGACGAGGCGCACGAGCGGAGCAUCAACACGGACCUGUUGAUCGGGCUGCUGAGCCGGGUCAACCAGAUGCGGGAGAUCCUGAACAAGCAGAGAAGCGAGGUGGCCGGAUGGAAGGCGUUGGGGCCACUGAAGCUGAUUAUCAUGUCGGCGACGCUGCAGAUCGAGGACCUGACGAAGAACACACAGCUGUUCUCAACACCACCACGCGUGAUCAGCAUCGAGGGCCGGCAGUUCCCGGUAACGGUCCACUUCUCGCGCACCACCCAGACAGACUAUGUGGAGGAGGCGUUCCGCAAGGUGGUGCGCGGCCACCGCAAGCUGCCGCCAGGCAGUUUCUUGGUCUUCCUGACGGGCGAGGACGAGAUCCAGAAGCUGGCCAAGCGGCUGAGGCGGGAGAUCAACGGACUCGACGUGGCGACGGGGCCAAAGGUGCGGCUGUCGACACGAGAGGCGCCCUUUGAAGCGGAGGAUAUCGACUUUGGCAGCGGCAGACUGGACCUGGACAUUGCGGCGAUCGAGGGCGAGGACGAGGAGGGCGAGGGUGAAGGUGAAGGUGAGGAGGAGUUUGUGGUGGAGGCGAGCGAAGGAGAAGCCGGAACAGGACCACUGCGGAUGAACGUACUGCCGCUAUUUUCGAAGCUGGCAACACAGGAGCAGCAAAAGGUGUUCCGGCCAGCACCGAACGGGUACCGACAGGUGAUCCUGGCGACAAACGUGGCGGAGACGAGUCUGACGAUCCCGGGAGUGCGGUUCGUCUUCGACUGCGGGCGAGCCAAAGAGCGGCGGUACAACGCGGUGACGGGAGUGCAGAGCUUCGAGGUGGGCUGGAUCAACAAGGCCAGUGCAGACCAGCGCAGCGGAAGGGCCGGACGAACGGGUCCGGGUCACUGUUACCGGCUGUACUCGUCAGCGCUAUACGAGGCCAGCUUCAAGCCAUUUGCGGUGCCGGAGAUGCUGCGGAUGCCGAUUGAGGACGUGGUGCUGCUACUCAAGUCGUUCAACGUGCCCAAAGUGGACGUGUUUCCGUUCCCGACGCCGCCAGACCGACAGAACCUGGCGCGAGCAGAGCAGAUGCUGCAGCACAUCGGGGCGGUGCAGCGGUCGGGCAAGAUCUCCAAGCUGGGCGAGGCGUUGAUGCUGUUUCCGCUGCCGCCGCGUUAUGCCAACAUUUUGCUGCGUGGCAACGACGAAGGGCUGCUGCACUACAACAUUGCCAUGGUGGCGGCGCUGACGGUGGACGGGCUGUUUGUCAAGCGGGUGCAGGCGCCGAAGCAGGACUCUGUUUCGGGCGUGCGAACACAGGAGGACAUUCGCAAGGAGGAGCAGCAACGGCAAAGGGCGGAGCAGUACAGCAAGGUACACCGGCGGCUCAGCAGUACGGACGACUACUCGGACGCGAUCAAGCGGCUGCACGUGGUGGCCGAGUUUUCGGAGACGCCGACGCCGACGUGGUGCGACAACAACUUUGUGAGCUACAAGACGCUGCUCGAGGUGCAAAAAAUCCGGCGACAGCUGACGGAGCUGCUGCGGGCCAACAUGCCCGGGCUGGCCAACAUGGAGUACACGCCGCUGCUGAAGAAGCCGACGGAAAGAGAGGUGGCCUUGCUGAAGCUGAUGGCGGCGGCCGGCUUCGUCGACAGGGUGGCGAUGCGGGCCGAUGCGAUGCCGACACCACCGGCCGAGUUUGUGGGCCGACAGCAUCCUCGCCGCGCCAUCGAGGUGGCCUACGUGCCGCUCUUGCCGCUGGACCACAAGCAGACCGGCAGCGGGCUCGUCUUCAUCCAUCCGGCGUCGGUCCUGGCUCACUGCACCGUGGCCGAGUGUCCAAAGUAUGUCGUGUUCUCGCAGCUGCUGCUCUCGAGCGGCUCGGCCGAGGCCACGGCAACGGCCCUGGCUGCCAUGGCUGCCGGCCAGACUGUCCGCAGCGACGGCAGCACUGCCAUCACGCUGCCCAAGGUCCGCAUGCAGGCGCUGACCGACAUCUCGGCCAAGCAGCUGGCCAGCCUCGCCCGCGGCACGUCGCUGCUGACGUACGGCAAGCCCAUCAAGGAGACGUAUGUCUCAGCCGACGGUCUCGAGCGUCAGUGCUGGGUUGUGCAGUAUCUGCGCGUCGACAGCAGCAGCGGUCUCGGCUGGGAGCUGGGGCCAACGCUGGUCAAGCAGCGCAGGCAGCGGGGCAAAAGCUGGGAGGUUGUUUUGGAUUGA
Messenger RNA from Grosmannia clavigera kw1407, 3729 nucleotides. Its product is annotated as deah-box RNA helicase. Gene Ontology annotation, cellular component: nucleolus; intracellular anatomical structure. Lineage: Eukaryota; Fungi; Ascomycota; Sordariomycetes; Ophiostomatales; Ophiostomataceae. The record is from RefSeq and is a predicted model, not a curated record. Gene Ontology annotation, molecular function: RNA binding; ATP binding. Bases 1 to 3729 code for a protein of 1242 amino acids. Gene Ontology annotation, biological process: maturation of SSU-rRNA from tricistronic rRNA transcript (SSU-rRNA, 5.8S rRNA, LSU-rRNA). The transcript has a single exon.